Molecule: messenger RNA, 276 nt
Organism: Protopolystoma xenopodis
Lineage: Eukaryota; Metazoa; Platyhelminthes; Monogenea; Polystomatidea; Polystomatidae
Source: the annotation of a GenBank genome assembly
GUGGAGGCCCAUCCAGUCGAGAAUCUGCUGGCUGAUCAGACUGAUACCCGAGUAAUCAUCCGGCUAAAUGUGCAUGUUGGCAAUAUAUUAUUGAUGGACCAAUUUGAAUGGGACUUAUCUGAACCUAGCAAUUCACCCGAAGAGUUUGCCAAACGGCUUUGUGCUGAAUUAGGCCUCGGCGGCGAAUUUCUAACGGCCGUCGCCUACAGCAUACGAGGCCAGUUAGCCUGGCAUCAACGCCUCUAUGCAUUUAGGUUAGCUAGAAUCAUUCAUUAG